Molecule: messenger RNA, 2551 nt
Organism: Pseudophryne corroboree (corroboree frog)
Lineage: Eukaryota; Metazoa; Chordata; Amphibia; Anura; Myobatrachidae
Gene: LMNB1
Product: lamin B1
Exons: 11
Coding region: 251-1996 (581 amino acids)
Biological process (GO): nuclear migration; nuclear pore localization; heterochromatin formation
Cellular component (GO): nuclear lamina; nuclear envelope
Molecular function (GO): structural constituent of cytoskeleton
Source: RefSeq, a predicted model, not a curated record
CUGGCGCCAUUUUGAGGCCAAACCUCCCGCUCUCCUGCGCUGCAGCUGGUAUCGGCUCAUUGUACGCGGUCAGCCCGUUAUCCCUGCUCCCGGGUCACCCGCUCCGUCCACGGAGCUCGUAGUGCUCACCGCGGUCUAUGCGUUUCCGUCGCUGGAGCCGCCGUUCAGCGCCCGGUGCCGGCCGUGUGAAGUUACCGUGUAAGAGCCGGUGCGCUCACGUGGAGCCCGCUGUCACCUCGCGCCCGAGCCCAUGGCGACCGCCACCCCGACCCGGCAGUCCGGCCGGCGCAGCAGCAUGAGCACCCCGCUCAGCCCGACCCGCAUCUCCCGCCUGCAGGAGAAAGAGGCGCUGCAGCAGCUCAAUGACCGCCUGGCCGUCUACAUAGAUCGGGUGCGGAGCCUGGAGAGCGAGAACAGCGUGCUGCAGCUGCAGGUCACCGAGCGGGAGGAGGUGCGCAGCCUCGAGGUGAGCGGCCUGAAGGAGCUCUACGAGACCGAGCUGGCGGACGCCCGGCAGAUCCUGGACGACACCGCCCGGGAGAAAGCCAAGCUGCAGAUCGAGCUGAGCAAGGUCCGCGGCGACUACGAGGCUCUACAACUCAGUUUUUCAAAGAAAGAAACCGACUUCAAUUCCCUUCAAGCCAAGCUCAGAGACAAUGAGGCUCUUCUCCACUCCAAAGAUGCUGCACUGAUCACUGCACAGAGCGAAAGGAAAUCUCUUGAGCUGGAAGUAGAUAACCUGAGAUCUGAGAUUGGACAGCUUGAAUCUGCUUUGGCAAAUUUCAAGAUGCAGCUUGGUGAAGAAACACUGCAGAAAGUGGACUUGGAAAACCGUUGCCAAUCCCUGACUGAGGAGCUUGAAUUCCGUAAAAAUAUCUAUGAAGAGGAAAUCAAGGAGACUAGAAAAAGACACGAGACCCGUGUGGUAGAAGUGGAUUCCGGUCGUGUCAUUGAUUAUGAACACAAACUUUCUCAGGCACUUUCUGACAUACGAGCACAGCAGGAUGAACAAAUUAAGUUCUAUAAAGAGGAGGUUGAGCAGACCUACCAAGCUAAGUUGGAGAAUGCCAAACUGUCCUCCGAGAUGAAUAGCUCUAAUAUGAACAGCACUCGUGAGGAACUCAUGGAAAGCCACAUGCGCAUUAGUAGCCUCACUGCCCAGCUGUCAGACUUGCAGAAAGAGUCUAGAGCUUGGUACGAUCGAAUGCAAGAGCUGGAGGAAUUGCUGGCUAAGGAGAGAGAUUCCUGCCGCCGUAUGUUGGCAGAAAGGGAGCGUGAGAUGGCUGACAUAAGAGAUCAGAUGCAGCAACAACUUCUAGAUUAUGAACAGCUCCUAGAUGUUAAACUGGCCCUGGACAUGGAGAUAAGUGCAUAUAGGAAGCUGCUGGAAGGGGAAGAAGAAAGGCUGAAGCUCUCUCCAAGCCCAUCGUCUCGUGUAACAGUAUCUCGGGCCUCAUCGAGCCAUAGUGUGCGAACUACCAGAGGAAAAAGGAAGAGGAUUGAUGUGGAGGAGUCUGAGGCCAGCAGUAGUGUCAGCAUUGCUCACUCUGCCUCAGCUACUGGCAAUGUGUGUAUCGAAGAGUUGGAUGUGGAUGGCAAAUUUAUCAGACUGAAGAACAACUCUGAAAAAGAUCAGCCAUUGGGAGGCUGGGAAAUCACUAGGACGAUUAAAGACAAGUCUGUGAAUUACAAGUUUACUUCAAGAUACACACUCAAAGCAGGCCAGACUGUUACAAUCUGGGCUUCCAAUGCUGGAGUACCCUCCAGUCCCCCAACUGACCUCAUCUGGAAAAACCAGACUUCUUGGGGCACUGGUGAAGAUGUGAAAGUAGUGUUGAGAAACACUCAGGGAGAGGAAGUAGCUCAGCGAACCACUGUUUUUACAACAACUGUACCUGAGGAAGUAGAAGAGGAGGCAGAAGAGGAACUAGUAGAGAUUGAGGAGGAAACACAUAGUCGGCAGGGAGCAGACCAAAGUCGUUGUGCUAUAAUGUAAUGUAACCAGUCAUCCAGUCGGAUUCCAGUCUACAGAUCUGAGCCUUUUGGAAGAAUAACUCCUUAUAUUUUUAUUUUUUUCAGUAUACCACUUAAAACAAAAAAAGCCCAAUUUAAUGGCCUUAAAUCGUGUUUUUUUUUUUUUUUUUUUUUUUUUUUAAAUACUAGUCAUGGGCAUUCUGGUUAUUUUAACGAUUGAAAUUGAGAAAUGUGAAUUGACUUGUUAGUACACUGUUAAUUCCUGAUCAUUCAGGAGUGAAAUAACUGUGAAGGCCACUCUCCUCACCAGCCAGUCCUUAGUGACUAUAAAGGUGCUGUGCAUUUGGAGGCACAUGGAACUUUCUGCUUUUUGUACUAAAUUGUUUUUAUUUUCUAUCAUGAAAUCCAAUGUUUUUUAAACCAUUUUAACCCUCCGCUUUGUUGCAAAGCGUUAUUUGUAUUAUGUGAAAAAUGCAGUUUUAUGGGAGGUUUUUUUAUUAGUUUUAGUGUGGUUGGGUAAUUGGCUAUUUUAAAUAGGAAAUCAUGGUUUAUGUGAAAUUAAAAAAAAGCUUUGUAA